AGGUUGCUCCCAAGUCGGGGUGAUCAGAGCGCUGAAUGAGGCUGGCAUCCCCAUUGAUAUGAUCGGUGGCACAUCCAUUGGGUCCUUCAUGGGCGCCCUCUACGCAGAAGAGAGGAGUUACACCCAGAUGAGGAUCAAAGCGCGACAGUGGGCCAUGAAUAUGAAUUCGGUGUUCAAAACGGUUCUCGAUUUGACCUACCCCAUCACGUCCAUGUUCUCUGGAGCCUCGUUUAACAACGGAAUCAGCGCCAUCUUCAGAGAUAAGCAGAUCGAGGAUCUCUGGAUUCCUUUCUUCAUUAUCACCACGGACAUCACCGCCUCCGCUAUGAGGAUCCACACGGAUGGUUGCCUGUGGCGCUACAUCAGAGCCAGCAUGUCUCUCUCUGGUUACUUACCCCCGCUCUGUGAUCCCAAGGAUGGGCAUCUUCUAAUGGAUGGCGGUUACAUCAAUAACCUCCCAGCGGACGUCGCGCGAUCCAUGGGAGCCAAGAUCGUUCUUGCCAUUGACGUGGGCAGCCGAGACGAGACGGACCUCACUAAUUACGGAGACGCCCUUUCCGGCUGGUGGCUGCUGUGGAAACGGUGGAACCCCUUAGUGGAGAAAGUGAAGGUGCUGAACAUGGCCGAGAUCCAGACUCGGCUGGCUUACGUCUGUUGCGUGCGGCAGUUGGAGAUGGUGAAGAGCAGUGACUAUUGCGAAUAUAUCCGGCCGCCCAUCGAUCGCUACGGGACGCUGGACUUUGGGAAAUUCGAUGAAAUCUGUGAAGUCGGCUACCAGCACGGGAAGACGGUUUUCAAUGUUUGGUGCAGGAGCGGAGUGCUGGAGAAAAUGCUGAAGGACCGGCAGGAAGGUUGCCAGUCUAAGCCAUCCUGCUACGUGACAUGCCCGACAACCUCUUUCACAGAUUUGGCCGAAAUCGUCUCCCGAAUUGAACCGGUGAAGGCCAUCAUAGUGGAUGACGAAUCCGACUACCAGACCGAGUACGAAGAGGAGAUCUUCGACAUCCAGAAGGACGACUAUGUCAAUUUCCUGAGUAGCCAAAUGGACGAAUAUUCUGACUCCCAGGAGCAAGAGAUCCGGCUACGCAAACCUAUUCGCGGCGACUCCGAAGACAGCCAACUAGCAGCGUAACAAGACCGCGGCUCUAAAGACCCCCCCUCCCAUUGCCAACUUCCUGGGGCGCCUCUCCCCAUCCCAUUUCUCGGUGUGAAAAACCAAGGUCCAUUCC
Messenger RNA from Thamnophis elegans (Western terrestrial garter snake), 1229 nucleotides. RefSeq names its product patatin-like phospholipase domain-containing protein 7. Gene Ontology annotation, cellular component: endoplasmic reticulum. Gene Ontology annotation, biological process: lipid metabolic process. The annotation marks the transcript as partial. Lineage: Eukaryota; Metazoa; Chordata; Lepidosauria; Squamata; Natricidae. Gene Ontology annotation, molecular function: phosphatidylcholine lysophospholipase A1 activity. The transcript is spliced from 10 exons. The record is from RefSeq and is a predicted model, not a curated record.